GGAGUCGCGUCUCCUUCCUGAUUCAGCGCGCUGAUCGGUGCCCUGUGUGGCGGUAGCUUCGGAGGUUCACACCCCGCCGAGUGAAGCAAGUAGCCCGGGCCUGGAGUCCCUGUGGCCUGUUGUCAGUGGAGGGUGCACACCGGUGGGAUUUGGGUGGAUUUGCAGCCCGAUCCGAGGAAUACCGACGAGAGGGAGACGCACAUCGGCGGUUUCACGUCGGUACAAAGUGAGGAGACAAGUACUGCAGCAAAGUUUGGAGGUACAAAUUCCUCCUCCCUUACCUCUCCUCAUCCGAGCCCUGACCUUUGACCCCACCCCUCUCUCCAACCAUGGCACACCGAUCUCAGAGUUCGUCUGUUGGUGAUAACCCCCACGACCCAAACUACCUUCCCCCUCAUUACCGUGAGGAGUACCGGCUAGCUAUUGAUGCUCUGAUAGAAAAUGACAUUCAGGGUUACUGCGAGUUCCUCCAGUCUGCAGAUGUGGUCGGCUUCCUGUCACAGGCGGAAAUUGAAUUUAUCAAGUCCACAAUCCAGACGCCCAACCAGACCUCUAAUGUCCCAGAGCUGACAUACCACAAGGGAGGUCAAGAGGCCGAUGGCUCUUCCGAUACCUAUUGGCCGAUGCAUUCUGACCUGGAUGCCCCGGGGCUGGACCUGGGCUGGCCGCUGCCGCAGCAAAGCUUCAUGGGGCCCACGGAGGUCACCACUCUAGUCAACCCCUCUGACCCAGACAUGCCGAGCAUCAAGGAGCAGGCCAGGAGACUCAUCAAGAAUGCACGCCAAGUUAUCGGUGUGGUGAUGGACACGUUCACAGAUGUUGACAUCUUUGCGGAUCUUCUGGACGCAGCAGGACGCCACAUUCCGGUUUACAUUCUACUGGACGAGCAGGAAGCCCAUCACUUUGUUGAUAUGGUCGUCAACUGCAAAGUCAACCUGGACAUGCAUCCUAUGGUGCGCGUGAGGACUGUGGCAGGAGUAACCUAUUAUUCACGUACGGGAAAAUCCUUUAAAGGGCAGGUGAAGGAUCGUUUCCUGAUUGCUGACUGCAAAGCGGUACUGAGUGGCAACUACAGUUUCAUGUGGUCCUUUGAGAAGAUCCACCGCUGCAUCGCCCACCUCUUCCUCGGGGAGCUAGUUGCCACCUUUGAUGAAGAGUUUCGCAUUCUCUUUGCUCAGUCAGAGCCUCUAGUCAUUGACCCAUCCAAUGGAGCGCUUGCUCUUUCUGACACAGGCAGCACCAGCAGUUACUUAAGCAGCCAGUUCGGUCUGAAUAGGACCCAGUCUUUGUGUUUCCGCAGGCAGCCCGAGCUUCCCGGUGGCUUCCCCUAUGGAGACUCUGAUCGUAACCUCACACUUCCUUUCCGAAGGACCGAUCCGUUUCGUCACACCGUUGAACCUGGGGCAGGAAUUACAAUUGGAAAAUAUUCCCAGCAACAGUUUCGUCAGCAGCAGUCGUACCUGGAGCAGGGGAGGUCCAUAGUUUCCAGACAAAUGGAGCUGAGUAACUCCUCCUUCAAGAGGCACAGCUAUGCAGAGGGAACCCAGGAAACCUACUCAUCUUCGAGGCAAUACAUGAGGAAUAGAGUCAUGAAUAAUCUGGAUGAGACAGAUUUUCAAAGGGAGCUGACCCAAAGUAGCCAUCACUACAAUGAAGGGCCUGGGCCGGGAUCUGGCCAAGGACACUACGACGGACUUCGAGGUCGUCCUUCACAACUCUCCAUUGACCAGUAUUCAGAUUCAAGCUAUCGCUCAGAUCCCGAGCCUCCACCAGGAAACUAUGGCCGAGGCUUCUUUUCAUCUGAGGACUUGAGAGGACCAGAGAAACACCAGGCACAUCCAUUAGCUGGGAGGUAUGGAGGGGAUUCCACCACUAAAAGGCCAACCAUAGGUCAGGCGUAUGCCUGCCAGAAGUCUCCCACGCAGCUCCACCCACCAGAGAAGAAACAGUUUGUCAAACCAUCUGAUCAAGAGAAUGAUGAAGAUGAAGGUGCUAAGCAAGGCAUGAGGAGUUGGAGAAUCCAAUCCUAUCUCAGCACUUAUGAGGACAGUGGAGAAGAAGGCCUGAUUCAACCUUUGGGGCCUGAUGCGUUUGAAGAUCUUCCACCAUCUCAGCAGCCAACAGCCACUGAACAUUCAGCUCCCCGCUUUGGCACAAAGGAGCCACCAAAUGUUCCCCCCAAACCCAGAGCAGUUGCCAUAAGACUGCGGUAUGGAAAGCCCAGCUUACCUGAGGGCAACAGUAAAGACUCUGACUAUAAGCCAUAUGCACUGGAGAAAAAAGCCAGGGAGGCUGAGAUGGAAAGGGAGAGAGGCACAGAGAGGGGGGCAGCAAGGGAGGUGGGUGUAGAUAUGGAGGUGAAAGAGACUCCAGAUCUCUUCCUGUCCAAACAUGAAUCAUUCCGUACACGUAUUAACCCACUUCUUCAACGCAGCUCUCGCCUGCGUUCCUCGCUUAUAUUCUCAUCUUCCAAAGCAGAGACACACAGCGGUAGCCUUGGCCUGAAACCAGCAACAGAGAAAGACGAGGAGUUAGACACGGUGCGCACCUCCUCGAUUGUGGCCCAGAUACUAGAGAAGAGAAGGUCAUUGACUCGUGAGCCUUUUGAGUGGAGAAAGAAUGCUGAAGAAAAAGAGAAGGAGAAAGAAAGGGAUGAAGAAAGGGAGAGGGCGAAAGAGAAAGAGAAGGAUGAAGAAAGGGAGAGGGCGAAAGAGAAAGAGAAGGAUGAAGAAAGGGAGAGGGCGAAAGAGAAAGAGAAGGAUGAAGAAAGGGAGAGGGCGAAAGAGAAAGAGAAGGAGAGAGAGCGACAGCAAGAAGAAAAGGAGAUUCGAUUGAAAGACGAGAUUAAAGCCAAAGAGGAACGGCAGAAAACCAACGAAGAGGUAAAGAAGACACCAAGUGUUCAGAAAUCUGACGACACAUCAUCUUCUAUGAACAUGAAUGACCCAGCCAAUAGACUGCAGUAUUUCAAAGAGCUGGCUGAGAAGAGAAAAGCCUCAAAGAUGGAGACCGAGUCACUGCUAAAAGCCCCAGAGCCUGCUGAAAAAAAGCCAGACCUUUCUGUUAAACCUCCCAUAAAACCUGCAAUGACUCCAAAGCUCCCAACUGUCUCUGUUAGUUCAGCAGAACCUGAACCAAAGAAGACCGACAUCUCUGCAAAACUGGCAGAGCUCACUCGCAGAUCUUCCUUUAGUUCCUUGAAACCAUCCAUAAUCUCCGCCAGGCCUUUUACGAGCCACCACCGACCUUCAGAGACAACUCAACCUCAUAAAGAGGAAAGUGCGUCUGAGGGUCAAAAGAAGGAUAUAUUCAAGUCUCUAAAGCCUCUCGCUUCACCGAAAAUCUUCAGGAGGGAUCCGUUCAAGCUCAAAGGACUGAAUCCUCGCCGCAUCUCCUCUGGCGAAGAUAUGCUGACCGCAGACGCUACUGAUGCAGAAAAGAGUGAACUGAAAAAGAGUCGCUCUCAUAGUUCUUCAACUCUGCCGCGUGAUGAAUCCAGGGAAGGACUGCAAAAAUAUUUGGGAUCUAAUACAUCCAUCAACACACUUGGGGAGAGCAAGGGUGAGGGUAAGACACUUGACUUCUUAAAGAAGCAGACUCAGAGGCUAAAGGGAUUCCUGGGGCCCAAGGAUAAAGAUAAGAAAUCUUCCGGAGAUGAUCGGGUCAUGAGCAUGGUCAGAGAGAUCACGGACGAUUCAAGCAAAAAGCCGAGUUCAUCGGCUAAAGAUAAAGGAUCUACCGCGACGGACCACACUACCGCCAAUCACAAGACACCGACCAGCACGUUGGGCCCGUCUCGAUACCAGGCCGCGGGCAGCUCGGUUAUCUUCAGCAGUAACCUACGAGAUGACACCAAAGUCAUUCUAGAGCAGAUCUCCGCCAACAGCCAGAAGAACCGACUGGAGCGAGAAGAAACCGGAGGGGACCGAGACGGUGCCGGCGGGGAGAAGGGGCUGGACAGACAAAACCCCAUCAAAAAGAGUCGGUUUCUGCAUCCACAGCCCACCGUCCAGGAGCGGGAGGGAUUACUGAAGAGGAUAGAGAGUCUGAGGAAGGAGAAGAAGGUCUACAGCCGCUUUGAGGUAAUAUAUCACUGCAAGGGUGAUGUUUGCAGCGUGGAGGGGAAAGAGAUAUAGACAGAAGCAAAAGUA
Messenger RNA from Anarrhichthys ocellatus (wolf-eel), 4151 nucleotides. It is a transcript of the gene sack1hb, whose product is annotated as family with sequence similarity 83 member Hb. The record is from RefSeq and is a predicted model, not a curated record. Gene Ontology annotation, molecular function: protein kinase binding; keratin filament binding. The transcript has 7 exons. Gene Ontology annotation, cellular component: keratin filament. Gene Ontology annotation, biological process: signal transduction; intermediate filament cytoskeleton organization; protein localization to cytoskeleton. Bases 330 to 4136 code for a protein of 1268 amino acids. NCBI's taxonomy places the organism in Eukaryota, Metazoa, Chordata, Actinopteri, Perciformes, Anarhichadidae.